GUGAUCCGCCCACUUUAGCGUCCCAAAGUGCUGGGAUUACAAGCGUGAGCCACAGCGCCCGGCCCAGCGUACAUUCUAAGAGUGGAUUUUCGGUUAGCCCAAAGCCCUUUCUCCGUCUCUGUGACCUCCUCGUGUUACCAGUGACAGUCCUCGUGAUCCUGUGUGGCCUUGACCUUGCUCCCUGUUGCGUCCUUUAUAGCAUCCAUUACGUUCCCUAUAGCAUCCAUUACGUCCCCUGAAUCCUCAGGACCACUGUGCUCCGGUGUCUUCGCAGACCUGCAGAGGCGGUGGCGAUGCUGUCGGGCAUGGAGACGGCGGCAGGGGAAUACGAGGACUCGGAGCUGCGGUGCCGCGUGGCUGUGGAGGAGCUGAGCCCGGGCGGGCAGCCGCGAAGGCGCCAGGCCCUGCGCACCGCGGAGCUGAGCCUGGGUCGCAACGAGCGCCGCGAGUUGAUGCUGCGACUACAAGCGCCAGGGCCCGCGGGGCGGCCGCGCUGCUUCCCUCUGCGCGCCGCGCGCCUCUUCACGCGUUUCGCCGGGGCCGGGCGCAGCACCCUGCGGCUCCCGGCCCACGGCGUCCCUGGGGCCGGCGCAGUGCAGCUGCUGCUCUCGGACUGCCCCCCAGACCGCCUGCGCCGCUUCCUGCGCACAUUGCGCCUCAAGCUGGCUGCGGCCCCGGGUCCCGGGCCGGCCUCCGCCAGAGCGCAGCUGCUGGGCCCAAGGCCCCACGACUUCGUCACCAUCAGCCCUGUGCAGCCCGAGGAGCGGCGGCUCGGGGCGGCCACCCGGGUUCCGGACACUACGCUGGUGAAGCGGCCUGCGGAGCCCCAGACUGGGACCGAGCCUAGCACAGAAGCCCCAAGGUGGCCCCUGCCUGUGAAGAGGCUGAGCUUGCCCUCCACCAAGCCACAGCUUUCUGAAGAACAAGCUGCUGUGCUGAGGGCCGUCCUGAAAGGCCAGAGCAUCUUCUUCACUGGGAGUGCAGGAACAGGGAAGUCAUAUCUGCUGAAGCGAGUCCUGGGUUCACUGCCCCCCACAGGCACUGUGGCCACUGCCAGCACUGGGGUGGCAGCCUGCCACAUCGGGGGCACCACCCUCCAUGCCUUUGCAGGCAUCGGCUCAGGCCAGGCUCCUCUAGCCCAGUGUGUGGCCCUGGCCCAAAGGCCAGGCGUGCGGCAGGGCUGGCUGAACUGCCAGCGGUUGGUCAUUGACGAGAUCUCAAUGGUGGAGGCAGACCUGUUUGACAAACUGGAGGCCGUGGCCAGAGCUGUCCGGCAGCAGAACAAGCCAUUUGGAGGGAUCCAGCUCAUCAUCUGUGGGGACUUUCUGCAGCUGCCACCUGUGACCAAGGGCUUCCAGCCCCCACGGUUCUGCUUCCAGGCCAAGAGCUGGAAGAGGUGUGUGCCAGUGACCCUGGAGCUGACCAAGGUGUGGAGGCAGGCAGAUCAGACCUUCAUCUCUCUACUGCAGGCCGUGAGGCUGGGCAGGUGUUCAGAUGAGGUGACCCGCCAGCUCCAGGCCACAGCUUCCCACAAGGUAGGGAGAGAUGGGAUUGUGGCCACGAGGCUCUGCACCCACCAGGAUGACGUGGCCCUCACCAACGAGAGGCGGCUUCAGGAGCUGCCAGGUAAGGUACACAGAUUUGAGGCUAUAGACAGCAACCCUGAGCUGGCCAGUAUCCUGGAUGCCCAGUGUCCCGUUAGCCAGCUCCUUCAACUAAAGCUGGGGGCCCAGGUGAUGCUGGUGAAAAACUUAUCGGUGUCUCGGGGCCUGGUGAAUGGCGCCCGAGGGGUGGUAGUCGGGUUCGAGGCAGAAGGGAGAGGGCUACCCCAGGUGCGGUUCCUGUGUGGAGUCACUGAGGUCAUCCGCGCUGACCGCUGGACGGUGCAGGCCACCAGGAACCAGCUCCUCAGCCGGCAGCAGCUGCCCCUCCAGCUGGCCUGGGCGAUGUCCAUCCACAAGAGCCAAGGCAUGACCCUGGAUUGUGUGGAGAUUUCUCUGGGCCGUGUGUUUGCCAGUGGCCAGGCCUACGUGGCCCUUUCCCGGGCCCGUAGCCUGCAGGGCCUACGUGUGCUGGACUUUGACCCUGUGGCGGUUCGCUGUGACCCCCGAGUGCUCCACUUCUAUGCCACCCUGCAGCGGGGCAGGGGCCUCAGUCUGGAGUCCCCAGAUGAUGAUGAGGCAGCCUCAGACCAGGAGAACGUGGACCCAAACCUCUGAGCCUCACCUGCAAAGAGAAGACAAAGGGUGGCCUCCCUGUCCUCCUGCUCCCUAGUGGGCCAGGGCCCCAGGGAAUAACUGGAGGAGGCGGGCAGUGUCCCCUUCUGUAUUUUUUAGGGGCUCUCAGCCUCCUGGCAGGGUUAAAGGGAGAGUGCUUUAAAUCCAUGUACCAGCUGUGCUUCAGUUUGCCCUGGGUGAGUUGCUUCAGGGUCAGAAGUAACCCUUUCUGUGCCAGUUGAGAAAGAGCCUGUGUGGUAGCUGGUGUUAGAGGACAAAGCUCCCUGCAAGGGCUGGACACAGAGCUGCAGAGUUGUGAACAUCCCUCCUUUCGGGCUGCAGAAGGGAGCGGCAAUGAAGACAGGUGCUCUGGAAGCAGCGUCAGGGCUUUCGGAGGGGACCUGGGGGGGACUCAGGCUGGGUACAGCCUCCAAACAGAGAACGGAACUUAGGUAUGUCUCCACGGGUAGGCCCAGCCUAGCCCAGCCCAGAACAAACACCCUUCAGAGCCUAACUGAAGAACAUAAGCUGCAAAAUGUGCACCCAUAUUUUAAGCUGCUUUUUCAAGGGAUAAAUAGUGUUUGGGGACAUUGAAAUGGAUGUUCUCAGGUUGUAUUUAUUUUGGACAAAUAAACUAGAGAAUUGUGUAAAAA
Macaca mulatta (Rhesus monkey) is the source of this 2869-nucleotide messenger RNA. It is a transcript of the gene PIF1, whose product is annotated as PIF1 5'-to-3' DNA helicase. Lineage: Eukaryota; Metazoa; Chordata; Mammalia; Primates; Cercopithecidae. Gene Ontology annotation, molecular function: DNA helicase activity. The record is from RefSeq and is a predicted model, not a curated record. Gene Ontology annotation, biological process: telomere maintenance; DNA repair.